AUGGAUGUCUGGAUAUAUUACCAGAAUGCUCGUGGUUUGAGGACUAAAAUUGACGAUCUGUUUUUGGCAUCAUGCGACUGCGGCUUUGAUAUCAUCGUUUUAACGGAAACCGGCUUGAAUGACAGCAUCAAUUCCGAGCAACUGUCUGGGCCUGAAUUCAAUGUUUACCGGUGCGAUCGUAAUCUUUGCAACAGUUCCAAAUCUAGCUUCGGUGGAGUGCUUAUCGCAAUCGCAGCAAAACAUGUCAGCUAUUUCAUAGUGACGCUUAGUGGCUCAGCAAUUGAACAGGUGUGUGUUGCGGCAUCAAUCCGGGGAACGAAAAUUUCGAUGUGUGCCGUUUAUAUCCCGCCGGACCGUAGCCGUGAUGUUGCAGCCUUUGAUCAACAUGUUGCUUCAGUUCGCGAAAUUUGCGACAAGGUAUCACCUAACGAAGUUGUAUUAGUUUGUGGUGAUUACAAUCAACCACGUUUAUCCUGGGUGAGAAAUGACAAUGAGGUCGCUUGCUGUAGCACCAGCGUAUAUACUCCUGCUAGCUUAUCGCUUAUUGAUGGUAUGGAUUUUUUGAAUCUACGCCAGCAAAACCUCAUACAAAACCAUCUCGGUAGAAUACUCGACUUGGUGUUCACCAAUACAGCAUAUGAUUCUAUUAUGAUUAACGAAUCUUCUGCCCCGUUGCUUCGCGUUGAUUCUCAUCACCCCCCGUUAGUGAUAUCGGUUUCACUCCCUUUCCCGUCCGACAACGCUCCUACGAACAUCGACAGAAAUGUACCACGGCCUCUCAACUACAAGAAACUAGAUUUCGAUGAACUAUCCGAUUAUCUCUCAAACACAGACUGGAAUCUAGUCCUGAAUUCUGAUCGCGUAGAUAAUAUAGCCGAGAAGUUUUGCUCAUACAUUUGUCAGUGGCUAACAUUGAAUGUACCCAUUAGUCAGCGUCCCGUCUCACCCGCUUGGAGCAGUGCUGAUUUGCGAAGACUAAAACGAACGCGUAAUGCCUGUCAGCGCCGACUUCGGCAUCAUCGCACAAUGGAAUCAGUGAGUGCGUUUCGAUCUUCCAGUAAUGCUUAUCAAUCAGCUGCUUCCGAUGAAGAAGUAGAACGAGCAAUCGGAGAUGUGCCUACUGAUAUAGUGGAUUUAGACAUGUUCGAAAUCACUCAGUCUAUGGUUCUUGCUGCUACUAACAAACUGAAGAACACCUUCUCGCCUGGACCCGAUGUGUGGGGGUGCUUUUCUUGGUACGGGGUUGGCCUCCUGUACUGGGUGGAGAAGAUCAUGGAUCAGUACCUCUACGCCCAAACCCUAAGGGAUGUUAUGCUGCUACACACCGACUGGAAGAUGCCCCUGAAAUGGCAGUUCAUGCAAGAUAACGAUCCGAAGCACACCGACAAAACCGUCAAAAAGUGGUUCCAUGAUAACAAGGUCGACGUCAUGGAUGUCUACACCUGA
Toxorhynchites rutilus septentrionalis is the source of this 1446-nucleotide messenger RNA. RefSeq lists its product as uncharacterized. The coding region runs from base 1 to 1446 and encodes 481 amino acids. The transcript has 3 exons. Lineage: Eukaryota; Metazoa; Arthropoda; Insecta; Diptera; Culicidae. Gene Ontology annotation, molecular function: nucleic acid binding. The record is from RefSeq and is a predicted model, not a curated record.